Messenger RNA from Gracilinanus agilis (Agile Gracile Mouse Opossum), 6754 nucleotides. It is a transcript of the gene EP300, whose product is annotated as E1A binding protein p300. The transcript has 32 exons. Gene Ontology annotation, molecular function: transcription coactivator activity; chromatin DNA binding; zinc ion binding. The record is from RefSeq and is a predicted model, not a curated record. Bases 1 to 6213 code for a protein of 2070 amino acids. Gene Ontology annotation, cellular component: histone acetyltransferase complex; transcription regulator complex. NCBI's taxonomy places the organism in Eukaryota, Metazoa, Chordata, Mammalia, Didelphimorphia, Didelphidae. Gene Ontology annotation, biological process: positive regulation of transcription by RNA polymerase II.
AUGGCCGAGAACGUGGUGGAGCCCGGACCGCCGUCCGCCAAGCGGCCCAAGCUCGCCUCCCCGGCCCUCUCGGUGGCCGCCAGCGACGGCACAGAUUUUGGAUCCUUAUUUGACUUAGAACAUGACUUACCAGAUGAAUUAAUCAACUCUUCUGAAUUGGGACUUAGCAAUGGUAGUGACAUUGGUCAGCUACAGACAAGUCUUAGCAUGGUACAAGACGCUGCUUCUAAACAUAAACAGCUUUCUGAAUUGCUUCGGGCUGGCAGUUCACCGAAUCUCAGCAUGGGAGUUGGUGGCCCUGGACAGGGCAUGGCUACUCAAGCCCAGCAGAACAGUCCUGGAAUGGGAAUAUUGAAUAGUAUGGUCAAAAGCCCCAUGGCACAGGCAAACUUGACUUCUCCUAACUUGGGAGUGGGUGCCAGCGGGCCAAAUCAAGGCCCUUCAGCACAGUCUGCAGCUGGUAUGAUCCCAGGAGUGAACAGUCCAGUAAACCAGCCUGGACUAGGGAUGAACACAGCAAUGAAUGCUGGCAUGAAUCCUGCCAUGUUAGCUACAGGCAAUGGACAGGGGAUGAUGCCAAGCCAAGUCAUGAACGGUUCCAUUGGAGCAGGCAGGGGGCGACCUAACAUGCCAUACCCAAACCAAGGCAUGGGCAGUGCUGGCAGUUUACUGGCUGAGCCCCUGCAACAAGGCUCUCCCCAGAUGGGAGGACAAACAGGAUUGAGGGGUCCACAGCCUGCAGGAGCUUUGAGCAAGAUGGGAAUAAUGAACAAUCCCAAUCCUUAUGGGUCACCAUAUAGUCAGAAUUCUGCUCAACAGAUUGGAGCCAGUGGACUUGGACCCCAGAUGCAAAACAAGGCUGGAAUACCCAAUAGCUUGCCCCAGUUUUCAAUGGACAAAAAGCCAGUUCCUGGAGCAGGAAUGUCUAACAUGGGCCAGCAGCAGGCCCCUCAAGUUCAGCCACCUGGCAUGGUGCCCUCUGCACCCCAGGGGAUGGGUUCUGGACCCCCCACAGCUGAUCCUGAGAAGAGGAAGCUCAUUCAACAGCAACUUGUUCUUCUCUUGCAUGCCCACAAGUGUCAGCGGCGUGAGCAAGCCAACGGGGAAGUGCGCCAGUGUAACCUUCCCCACUGUCGCACAAUGAAGAAUGUCCUCAACCACAUGACACAUUGCCAGGCUGGCAAGUCCUGCCAGGUGGCACAUUGUGCUUCUUCAAGACAAAUCAUCUCACACUGGAAGAAUUGCACGAGGCAUGACUGUCCUGUGUGUUUGCCCCUCAAAAAUGCUGGGGAUAAAAGAAACCAACAAUCAAUAUUGACUGGUGCUUCAGUGGGUCUUGGAAAUGCUGGUUCUGUAGGGGUGGGUCAGCAAACGACCCCCAGCCUAAACCCUCCCAGUCAGAUUGAUCCCAGCUCCAUAGAGCGGGCAUAUGCAGCUCUCGGCCUAACCUAUCAAGGAAACCAGAUGCAGACACAGCCACAAGCUCCAGUGAAGAAUCAGCAGCCGGGGCAGCCAGCCCAGGGCAUGCGUCCCCUGAAUGCCAUGAGUGCCAGUCCUAUGGGUGUAAAUGGAGGCGUAGGGGUUCAACCAUCUAGUCUUCUCUCUGACACCAUGAUUCAUUCAACUAUGAAUUCUCAAAACCCAAUGAUAAAUGAAAGUGCUGGUGUUGCCAACCUGGGGGCUUUGCCAGCAGCAACCCCGCCAGCUAGUGCUGGAAUUCGGAAACAGUGGCAUGAAGAUAUUACUCAGGAUCUCCGCAAUCAUCUUGUUCAUAAACUUGUCCAAGCCAUAUUCCCGACUCCAGAUCCUGCUGCGCUAAAAGAUAGAAGGAUGGAGAACCUGGUUGCCUAUGCGAGGAAGGUGGAGGGGGACAUGUAUGAGUCUGCAAAUAGCCGAGCUGAGUACUACCACCUCUUGGCUGAGAAGAUCUAUAAAAUCCAGAAAGAACUAGAAGAGAAGCGGCGAACCAGGCUCCAGAAACAGAACCUAAUGCCGACUGGCCCAGGCCUGGCACCACCUUCAAUGGGCCAGGGGCCCAGCUUGGGCCCUCCGCCACCCACGAUGGCUGCCAAUGGUCCUUUGCCAGACCCAACCAUGAUCCGUGCCAAUGUACCAAACCAGAUGAUGACUCGGAUGCCUCCACAGGCAGGAAUGAAUCAGUUUGGCCAGAUGAGCAUGCAGCUGCCAUCCAUGGGACCCAGGCAGACACCUCCUCUUCAGCACCCUGGACAGCUAGCCCAGUCUGGGCCCAUGAACCAGUCUCUUGCCUUUGCUUCUCGGAUGCAACAACCAGGGGUUGGCCAGCCUUCUAGCCAGAACCAAUUCCUUCAACAGAAUCAAUUUUCUGCUCCCUCCCAAGGACUGAAUGCUGCAAAUAUGCCCAUGGCACAGCCCAGCAGUCAGGCACCAGUGUCUCAAGCUCAGAUGUCCGGCUCUUCCUGUCCUGUGAAUUCUCCUGCAAUGACUCCAGGUUCUCAGGGCAACCACAUUCACUGCCCCCCUCUCCCUCAACCUUCACUGCAUCGAAAUUCACCUUCUCCAGUCCCCAGUCGGACUCCUACGCCACAUCACACACCCCCAGGCAUGGGAUCCCAACAGCCUCCAGCUCCAGUACCUUGCGCUCCUGCUCCAACACCCCCAGCACUGCCCUCUGGACCACAACCCCCAGCUCUCCAUCCUGCUCCAAGACAAACUCCAACACCACCUCAGGCACAGAUUCCUCCCCAAGUCCAGCCUCCGAUUCCUGCUGUCCCUUCAGUCGAACCACCCCAGCAGCAGCCCCUCUCCCAGCAGAGUACCACAGCCUCUGUGCCUACCCCGACGGCCCCGCUGCCACCUCAGCAGCCAACAACACCACUUUCCCAGCCUGCUGUCAGCAUUGAAGGACAGGUAUCAAACCCUCCAUCGACAAGUAGCAUGGAAGUGAAUUCCCAGACUGCUCCUGAGCAACAGCCCUCACAGGACAUUAAAAUUGGCCCUAAAAUGGAGGAGGAGCCAUCAGAGUCAGGAGAGGCCCAGUCCGAGGAGAACAAGCCUGAGGUUAAAGCAGCAGCAGCAGCAGCAGAAGAUUGUAAGAUAGAACCUAUGAACACAGAAGAAAAACCGAGAGAAGUAAAGACAGAAGUGAAAGAGGAGGAAGACCAGCCAAGCACUCCGGCUACUCAGUCCUCCCCAGCUCCAGGACAGUCGAAGAAAAAAAUUUUCAAGCCAGAAGAAUUGCGUCAGGCACUAAUGCCAACAUUGGAGGCCCUUUACCGUCAAGAUCCAGAAUCCCUUCCCUUCCGGCAGCCUGUUGACCCACAGCUUCUAGGAAUCCCGGAUUAUUUUGAUAUAGUGAAGUGUCCCAUGGAUCUUUCUACCAUUAAGAGGAAAUUAGACACUGGACAGUACCAAGAGCCCUGGCAAUAUGUGGAUGACAUAUGGCUCAUGUUCAACAAUGCCUGGCUCUAUAACCGGAAGACAUCCCGUGUGUACAAGUACUGCUCCAAGUUGGCUGAGGUGUUUGAGCAAGAGAUUGACCCCGUUAUGCAGAACCUGGGAUAUUGCUGUGGCAGAAAGUUGGAGUUCUCACCCCAAACCCUUUGUUGCUAUGGCAAACAGUUAUGCACCAUUCCUCGAGAUGCCACUUACUACAGUUACCAAAACAGGUAUCAUUUCUGUGAGAAGUGUUUCAACGAAAUCCAGGGGGAGAGCGUUUCUCUGGGGGAUGAUCCAUCCCAGCCUCAAACUACAAUAAAUAAGGAACAGUUUUCCAAAAGAAAGAACGAUACACUAGAUCCUGAAUUGUUUGUCGAAUGUAUAGAAUGUGGCCGGAAGAUGCAUCAGAUCUGUGUGCUUCACAACGAAGUCAUCUGGCCCUCUGGAUUUGUCUGUGAUGGGUGUCUGAAGAAAACUGGGCGAACGCGGAAAGAAAACAAGUUUUCAGCUAAAAGGCUGCCAUCUACCAGGCUUGGUACCUUCCUAGAAAACCGAGUAAAUGACUUUCUGCGACGGCAGAAUCACCCCGAGUCAGGAGAGGUCACAGUUCGGGUUGUUCAUGCUUCAGACAAAACCGUCGAAGUGAAACCAGGCAUGAAAGCAAGAUUUGUCGAUAGUGGCGAGAUGGCCGAAUCCUUCCCAUACCGAACAAAAGCCCUCUUUGCCUUUGAGGAAAUCGAUGGGGUUGACUUGUGCUUCUUUGGCAUGCAUGUUCAAGAGUAUGGCUCCGACUGUCCCCCGCCCAAUCAGAGGAGAGUAUAUAUAUCUUACCUCGACAGUGUUCAUUUUUUCCGUCCCAAAUGCUUCAGGACUGCAGUCUAUCAUGAAAUCUUAAUUGGCUACUUAGAAUAUGUCAAGAAAUUAGGGUACACCACUGGGCAUAUCUGGGCCUGUCCCCCAAGUGAAGGAGACGACUAUAUCUUUCACUGCCACCCUCCCGAUCAGAAGAUCCCAAAGCCCAAGCGAUUGCAGGAAUGGUACAAAAAGAUGCUGGACAAGUCCGUGUCAGAACGCAUCGUCCAUGAUUACAAAGAUAUUUUUAAACAAGCCACAGAAGAUCGUUUAACUAGUGCGAAGGAGCUCCCUUACUUUGAAGGCGAUUUCUGGCCCAAUGUGCUGGAGGAGAGCAUUAAGGAGCUGGAGCAGGAAGAAGAAGAGAGAAAAAGAGAAGAGAACACCAGCAAUGAGAGCACAGAUGUGACUAAGGGAGACAGCAAGAAUGCCAAAAAGAAAAAUAACAAGAAAACGAGCAAAAACAAGAGCAGCCUGAGCCGGGGUAACAAGAAGAAGCCGGGCAUGCCCAACGUCUCCAAUGACCUGUCCCAGAAGCUCUAUGCCACCAUGGAGAAGCACAAAGAGGUCUUCUUUGUGAUCCGCCUCAUCGCCGGCCCCGCAGCCAACUCUCUGCCCCCCAUCGCAGAACCCGACCCCCUGAUCCCCUGCGACCUGAUGGACGGCCGGGACGCCUUCCUCACCCUGGCCAGGGACAAGCACCUGGAGUUCUCGUCCCUGCGCAGGGCCCAGUGGUCUACCAUGUGCAUGUUGGUGGAGCUGCACACCCAGAGCCAAGACCGCUUCGUCUACACCUGCAACGAGUGCAAGCACCACGUGGAGACGCGGUGGCACUGCACGGUGUGCGAGGACUACGACCUGUGCAUCACGUGCUACAACACCAAGAACCACGACCACAAGAUGGAGAAGCUGGGCCUGGGCCUGGACGACGAGAGCAACAACCAGCAGGCGGCGGCCACGCAGAGCCCCGGAGACUCGCGGCGCCUGAGCAUCCAGCGCUGCAUCCAGUCCCUGGUGCACGCCUGCCAGUGCCGCAACGCCAACUGCUCGCUGCCCCCCAUGGCGGCCGGCGUGCCGCGGGCCGGCCUGCCCCCGCCGCAGCCCCCGCCGCAGCCGCAGCCCCCGCCCGCCAUGGGCGGCGUGAGCCCGCAGGCGCCGCAGAUGAACAUGGGCCACGGCGGCAUGUCGGUGCAGUUCCGGGAGCUGCUCAUGCGGAGGCAGCAGCAGCAGCUGCUCGACCAGCAGCGCCAGCAGCAGCAGCAGCAGCAGCAGCAGCAGCAGCAGCAACAGGGGGUGGGCCCCGCCAUGGGCGGCCACGGCCAGUUCCCGCAGCCCCAGGGGCUGGGCUACCCCCCGCAGCAGCCGCCGCCGCGCAUGCAGCACCACCUGCAGCAGAUGCCGCCGGGUGCGCUGGGACAGAUGGGCCAGCUGGCACCGGGCCUGGGCGCCGAGCCGGGCACCAGCCUGCAGCAGGCCUACCAGCAGCGGCUGCUCCAGCAGCAGAUGGGCUCCCCGGCCCCGCCGAACCCCAUGAGCCCCCAGCAGCACAUGCUCCCGAGCCAGGCCCAGUCCCCCCACCUGCAGGGCCAGCAGAUCCCCCCGUCGCUCACCAGCCAAGUGCGCUCCCCCCAGCCCGUCCCGUCGCCCCGGCCCCAGUCCCAGCCGCCCCACUCCAGCCCGUCGCCCCGGAUGCAGCCGCAGCCUUCCCCGCACCACGUCUCCCCGCAGACCAGCUCCCCGCACCCGGGGCUGGUGGCCGCCCAGGCGAGCGCCAUGGAGCAGGGGCACUUCGCCAGCCCGGACCAGAGUGCCAUGCUCUCCCAGCUCGCCGGCAACCCCGGCAUGGCCGGCCUCCACGGGGCGGGCGCCACGGACCUGGGGCUGAGCGCCGAGAACUCAGACUUGAAUUCAACCCUUUCACAGAGUACACUAGACAUACACUAGAAAUACCUUGUAGCAUUUUGGGAGCAAAAACAAAACUUAUUUUCUCUUAAGACUUUUUGUACUGAAGACGACAUUUUUUGGAAAUCUUUCUUAGCCUAAAAGACAUUUUCCCUGGAACACAUCCGGACUGUGCAGCAAGAGCUUGUGGUUUCAGACAAAAAGCAAACGAUGAACCUGAGGGAUGACAGACAGAAUAUAAAGUAUAUUUUUGUUAUGGCUGGGCCUCACCAGUCCUCCUUCCCUCCUGCCCGCUGUGCCCUCUCUCCCCUUCUCCCCGUGGACGCCUCCGGCCACACGCUCCUUCCCGGCCCCUCCACUAGGGUUUAUUUUUUUUUUUUUUUUUUUUUUUUAAAUUAAUGAGAAUGUGUAAUAUUGAUAGUUAUAAUUUCCUGGGGCGGCACGUGGUUGCCAUUUCUCCCUAUUCUUUCGUUUUCCUCAUCACACCCACCAUGGCAGAAGAGUUAACACACAAACAUUUCUUAAACCAGAGGACAAAAGGGGUUAAUGUUGCUUUAAAAAUAUAUUAUAAAUAUAUAUAUAU